AUGAUUGGUCUGCUAGGCACACUCAUGCAAGUCAAAGAUUUAGAAUCGCUCAAAAUUGCCCAAUUCAGCUUCCUAACCUCGUUGCUAGUCCUCCCUCGCACGCAUGGCCAGACGAGGCUGGACUCCUGGAGCCGCUGCCGUCGAGGAGCCAUGGAGGGGCUCUACACCUUCCUCUCCUCGCCCUUCCCUCCUACACUCUAUGCCAAACAGUCAUCAUCGGGCAUCUUGGUGAAAUUGUGA
This is a messenger RNA of Letharia columbiana, 240 nucleotides long. RefSeq lists its product as uncharacterized. Lineage: Eukaryota; Fungi; Ascomycota; Lecanoromycetes; Lecanorales; Parmeliaceae. The coding region runs from base 1 to 240 and encodes 79 amino acids. The record is from RefSeq and is a predicted model, not a curated record. The transcript has a single exon.